Messenger RNA from Arabis nemorensis, 1083 nucleotides. Lineage: Eukaryota; Viridiplantae; Streptophyta; Magnoliopsida; Brassicales; Brassicaceae. The record is from the annotation of a GenBank genome assembly.
AUGGGUAGUGGUGAGAACAGGGCACGAGCCUGUGACACAUGCCAGUCAACCGCCUGCACCGUGUACUGCCAUGCUGAUUCUGCCUACUUGUGCACGAGCUGUGAUGCUCAAGUUCACUCUGCCAAUCGUGUUGCCUCCCGCCAUAAACGGGUUCGGGUCUGCGAGUCAUGUGAGCGUGCCCCAGUUGUUUUUCUUUGUGAGGCAGAUGAUGCAUCUCUAUGCACAGCCUGUGAUUUAGAAGUUCAUUCUGCAAACCCGCUUGCUAGACGCCAUCAGCGAGUUCCAAUUCUGCCAAUAUCUGGAAACUCUUACAGCUCCAUAGCCACUCACCACAAAAGCGAGACAACAAUGACCGAACCAGAGAACAGACUGGUGGUAGGUCAAGAAGAAGGUAAUGAAGAUGUCAAAGAGGCGGCUACGUGGUUGUUCCCUAACUCAGAUAAAAAUAGUGGCAAUCACAACAACAAUAACCAGGACAAUGGGUUAUUGUUUAGUGAUGAGUAUCUAGACCUUGUGGAUUACGACUACAAAUUCACAGGUCAAUACAAUCAAAAUCAACAAGAUUGCGGCGUACCACAGAUAAGCUACGGGGGAGAUAGAGUUGUUCCGCUUCAACUUAAAGAAUCAAGGGGCUACCUGCGCCACAAGCCACAGAAUAUUCAGUCAGGUCUCACAUAUGGCUCCUCAGGAAGUCACUGCAACUACAAUAAUCCCAUAAAACAUAACGCAUACAUUUCAUCCAUGGAAACGGGCGUUGUGCCAGAGUCAACAACACAUGACACAACAGCUUCACACCCAAAAAUGCACAAAGGAACGGUAGACCAACUACCUGACCCACCAAUUCAGAUGAUAACCCAACUCCCUCCAAUGGACAGAAAAGCCAGAGUCCUGAGAUACAGAGAGAAGAAGAAGACAAGGAAAUUUGAGAAGACAAUAAGGUAUGCUUCAAGGAAGGCAUAUGCAGAGAGAAGACCGCGGAUCAAUGGCCGGUUUGCAAAGAGGAUAGAGAUCGAAGCCGAUGACCAAGGGUUCAACACAAUGCUAAUGUACGACACAGGAUAUGGCAUUGUUCCUUCAUUCUGA